This is a messenger RNA of Sesamum indicum (sesame), 689 nucleotides long. Its product is annotated as Thioesterase superfamily protein. The record is from RefSeq and is a predicted model, not a curated record. Gene Ontology annotation, molecular function: fatty acyl-CoA hydrolase activity. Lineage: Eukaryota; Viridiplantae; Streptophyta; Magnoliopsida; Lamiales; Pedaliaceae.
AUCUCAGUUUCUUCGGCUGUGGGGGAGGAACACACAGUUCCAUCAAUCAGAAUUUGGGAAAAGAAUGGAUUUCGAUACAGUGAAGAGGUUGGUGGAGAAAGAAGGCGGCGAUUAUGAAUUCACGGUGGACUCCAUGCCUCCAAGGUUUAUAGAGCCGAUAGUGAUGCAAGGCCUCAAGAUCGAUCACAUCGAACGGGGCCUCGUUGUUUGCUCCUUCACUGUCCCCCCUCGCCUCCUGAAUACUGGGAAUACGUUACACGGCGGAGCCACGGCGGCGCUGGUGGACAUAGUGGGGUCAGCUGUUAUUUUCACGAUGGGAGCUCCGACAACAGGUGUCUCCGUGGAGAUCAACGUUUCAUACUUGAGUGGCGCUGAUGUUGGUGAGGAAAUUGAGAUAGAAUCCAAGGCAUUACGUGUUGGAAAGGCUCUUGCUGUUGUCAGUGUGGACUUCAGAAGUAAAAAGACCGGAAAACUUAUUGCUCAGGGGCGUCACACAAAGUACCUAGUUCUCCCUAGCAAGAUGUAAAAACCUUGUAAUCUAUGUACCUUGAUUGAAGCAUCUACUUCUGUACAAGGAAAAGUGAGUAUCUUUCGGGGUAAAAGUGGCUUUAGAAGAAACUGGGGAAUUUCUCAGCUACAUUAAGUGAAAGUUUCAAUAAUGUUUACUACAUAGCCAAUAUGCCUCAGUA